Molecule: messenger RNA, 1143 nt
Organism: Aspergillus fijiensis CBS 313.89
Lineage: Eukaryota; Fungi; Ascomycota; Eurotiomycetes; Eurotiales; Aspergillaceae
Product: putative isochorismatase family hydrolase
Exons: 4
Coding region: 342-1049 (235 amino acids)
Source: RefSeq, a predicted model, not a curated record
CACCAGUGCAGUGCAGUAGUUGCUGUAGCCCUAACCCCGGCUCAUCGUAGUCCAUCAGGGACAUUGUCCCUAGUCCCUCUAGUCCCUCUCCAGGCUGCAGCCAAGACUUCUGCGAUACGAGAUCCCAGUCGCUUCGAGAUGAGUAGAUGGUUGACAAUCAUGACCCAAUGCUGAGCAUACCCUUCCUGUUCGGAGACACCAAGGGCUUCCAGAUGGCGGAUGCCCAGGUAUAAAGAGGCCCUCAUCGCCCAGGCAAAUAGAGAAUCAUCAGAGACUCAUCACUCCGAGAAUCCCAGCAAGCAAAGACCAAGCCAGUCCAGCAGCACCUUCUCAGCUUCAAAAUGCGUUUCAGCAACAUUCUCGCAGCCCUGGCUCUUGGAGUCUCCUCUGUUCAGGCGUGGAACCGUAUCGACAAGGACAAUGCGGCCCUCCUUGUGAUCGACCACCAGGUCGGUCUCACCCAGCUGGUGCGCGACUACAGCACCAACGACUUCCGCAACAACAUCAUUGCCCACGCUGCCAUCGGCAAGGCCUUCGACCUGCCCACCGUCUUGACUUCCUCCUCCGACACUGGCCCCAACGGUCUUCUCCUCAAGGAGAUCACCGACAUGCACCCCAACGCCACCUUCGUCCGCCGCCAGGGUGAGGUCAACGCCUGGGACAAUGCUGAGUUCCGUGCUGCCGUCAAGGCCACUGGCAAGAAGCAGCUGAUCAUCGGUGGUAUUGUCACUGAAGUUUGCACCGCUUUCCUGGCUCUCUCCCUGAUCGAUGAGGGCUACGAGGUGUAUGCCAACACCGAGGCCAGCGGUACCUUUGAUGCCAAGCUCGCCAUCGAUGCCAACCGCCGCAUGGAGAAGGCCGGUGUCACUCUGAUGGGCAUCUUCGGCAUUGUCUGCGACCUCAUGCGCGACUGGCGCAACACCCCCGGCCUGCCCGAGCUCCUCCCCUGGCUCGACCAGUACCAGUUCGCUUACGGUCUGGUUGCUCGCCACCACGCUGGUGCCAUUGUCAACGGUACCCUGGCUGCCGUCGAGGAGACCCUGAUCUAAACCUCGUCCGCGCCACUCGGGCACUCCGAGGCUGAUGGCCUGUAGAGCAAACCUGGCGACAGUGGCUUUAGCCUUCGUGGGUGCCCGACCGCUG